Messenger RNA from Venturia canescens, 2953 nucleotides. RefSeq names its product tyrosine decarboxylase-like. Gene Ontology annotation, cellular component: cytoplasm. The record is from RefSeq and is a predicted model, not a curated record. The transcript has 2 exons. Bases 531 to 2186 code for a protein of 551 amino acids. Gene Ontology annotation, biological process: amino acid metabolic process. Gene Ontology annotation, molecular function: carboxy-lyase activity; pyridoxal phosphate binding. NCBI's taxonomy places the organism in Eukaryota, Metazoa, Arthropoda, Insecta, Hymenoptera, Ichneumonidae.
GCAGUCUGUCGUGGCAGCUCGUACCGGAAUAGUCGAGAGUUUGCUAAUCGAGGGUGUUACCAUCGAUGCGAAGAUCCUUCGUCGGGUAUAUAAUAACUUUGAUGUUGUUUCGCACUGCAUUUUUAUUCGAGUAGAUUAAUUGAAAGGAAUGUUAUUAUACAAGGGUGAAUCGAGAGUCCGGGGUCGGGGGAUUUCAUAGUUAUAUUCCUCGUUUUUCAAUGUCACAAUCGACUGCCGUAUAAGAGACGUUUGAAGCAUCUCGAGAGGCGCUUCCGUAUUGCUAAUAAAUCAAAGUGGCUGCUGAACCGACCAUCUUUUUUAUACCGCGCGCUAAUAAGCGUGCAGCAGAGUUUUUCUCUGCGGCUGUCAGUAAAAAAUCGUAAGAAUAAACGACCGCGAAGAUCUGCCGAGUGUCGCGCGAGACAAAUGACUAUAAAUAUUAUCGAUUUUGGAGUGCAAAUAAAAAAAAGGCUCCAUUGAUUUUUCGCCGGUCUCGAUUUUUUCGGCUCGUUUAAAUAAGGAAAAGUAAAAUGAAUAUCGAGGAAUUUCGGGUGCACGGUAAAGAAAUGAUCGACUACAUGUGCGAUUACAUGCGAACCCUCGAGGGUCGGAGAGUCACAGCGAACGUUGAUCCGGGCUACCUGAGGCCUUUGCUGCCCAGCGAAGCACCCAACAAACCGGAAACUUGGGAAACCAUAAUGCGGGACGUUGAGAAUAAGAUUAUGCCGGGGAUAACCCACUGGCAGCAUCCAAAGUUUCACGCUUACUUCCCAUCGGGGAAUUCAUUCCCGUCGAUCUUGGGCGACAUGCUGUCCGAUACGAUCGGGUGCAUCGGUUUUUCCUGGGCAGCGAGUCCGGCCUGCACGGAAUUGGAGGCGAUAGUUUUGGACUGGUUUGCAAAAGCGAUGAGUCUACCGCGUGAAUUUCUGACGGAAUCGUCAACGUCGAAGGGCGGAGGUGUGAUUCAGGGCUCGGCCUCGGAGUGCAUCCUGGUGACGAUGUUGGCGGCUCGGACACACGCGAUAAGAAUUCUAAAGAAGCAGAAACCGACGAUGGAGGAUUCGAGCUUCCUGCCGAGGCUGGUCGCUUAUUGCUCGACGGAGUCUCACUCGUGCGUCGAAAAAGCUGCGAUGAUCUGUUUGGUGAAGCUGCGAAUCCUGGAACCGGAUGAGAAGUGCUCUCUUCGCGGUAAGACCCUGGAGGCAGCGAUAAAGGAGGAUCUUUCGAACGGUCUCGUGCCGUUUUUCGUCUCGACGACAUUGGGCUCGACGGGCUGCUGCUCGUUCGACAACCUCGUCGAGAUUGGCCCGAUCUGCAAAAAGUUUCGGGCCGUCUGGCUCCACGUGGACGGAGCUUACGCGGGCAAUUGCUUCAUUUGCCCGGAGCUGCGACCGCUGAUGGCCGGGCUCGAACACGCGGACUCGUUCAACACAAACCCGAACAAGUGGCUCCUCGUCGCUUACGAUUGUUCUUGCUUGUGGGUGAGGGACCGGGUCAAACUUACCUCGGCUCUCGUGGUGGAUCCGCUUUACCUGCAGCACGCCAACUCGAACGAGUCGAUCGAUUACCGGCACUGGGGCAUCCCUCUGAGCCGCCGGUUCCGUGCCCUCAAACUCUGGUUCGUCAUGCGAAGCUACGGUAUAACCGGCCUCCAGAAUUACAUCCGCAAUCACAUCAGACUGGCGGCUCGGUUCGCCGGAAUGAUCCGGAAGAACAAGCGCUUCGAAGUCAUGAACGACGUGAGAAUGGGCCUCGUCAGCUUCCGGCUCAAAGAGAGCGACGAAAUAAAUCAGGAACUGCUCGCCAAUAUCAACGCCUCGGGCAAGCUUCACAUGAUCCCCUCUAGAAUGAAGGGAAUGUACAUCAUCAGAUUUUGCCUCGUCCGUGAGAACGCGACGAUCGAAGAUGUCGAGUACGCGGUAAGCGUGAUCGAGGAACACGCCAACGAAGUCCUCAUGGCCCAUUACGAGGGUCCCGAAGCCGAAAUCAUGGCCAAAAGUCCCAAAAGUCCUAUCUCACUGGACAAGAAACUCGUCCGCAAGUUCAGCUUCACCAGGAGCGUCACGAGGGACGCGUACAAAAAGGCCAAAUCUAAGCAGGGCCUCCACGAUGGCGCCACGCCGAUCAUGGUCGUCGAAGACAAUAUUCCACAGAUCGACGACGAUUCGGUCUGUAACGAUCGGUAGACCGCGCUCAUGCUCGAGGUCCCACCGAGAUCGAGAAGAAAUUCUUCCUCGUUGACCUGAGCGAGAAUACCCGAUGACGAGGGAAUUCCCGUAUGCCAUGAAACACUCAUUUAGUGCAAAGAUUACGAGAGCGACCAUCUUGAUUCGUACUAAAUUUCGUCGUUAGGAGUGCGCGAUACUUUCUCGGUUGCGCGUCGUGGCGGGUGAAAACGACUCCAUUAAACGAAAAACGACGAUGUCGCCGUAUACUUGGCAUUUGGGAUUAACCAUGGCAGUCAAAUCGUCGUCGGGACUUUGAUAAUUCAUAUAAUGAUUAAUAAAUGAACACUUUUUAAUCGUCAGAGAACCACGCAGAAUCUCCGCUUCCGUUGAAUCGUGACGAUCGUGUCAGAGCUUCGAUAUACUCGAACCGUUAGUGAAAUAGAAAUAAUAAAAAUAGUGAAUUCGUAAUGCUUUUUCGAGAAAAAAAAAAAACAUUAUAAUUGUCUCAAAUGCUCCGUCAUAUGAUUAUAAUAAAUAUCGUAUAAAAAGUGUGAAAAUAUAAAUUUAUUGGGAAAAACACUUAUCCGUUGAUCGUCCAACUUUAGAUAAAUUUAUAGUGAUUAUAAAAAAGCAUGUUAACUGUAAUGGGAAAAUGUGAAACGGAAAAUCGAAGCCUAGAUUAGAAUGUUAAAUUAUCACCAUCACCGUCAGCUUUUGUUUCAAAGUUUCUCAAAAAAUUGUAUCCCGAUCGAUGUACAAAUAAAUAAAUCAUUUCGUGCCAGUAA